This is a messenger RNA of Eufriesea mexicana, 1569 nucleotides long. Its product is annotated as broad-complex core protein isoforms 1/2/3/4/5. Gene Ontology annotation, cellular component: nucleus. Gene Ontology annotation, biological process: regulation of transcription by RNA polymerase II. The transcript is spliced from 4 exons. NCBI's taxonomy places the organism in Eukaryota, Metazoa, Arthropoda, Insecta, Hymenoptera, Apidae. The record is from RefSeq and is a predicted model, not a curated record. The coding region runs from base 62 to 1177 and encodes 371 amino acids. Gene Ontology annotation, molecular function: protein binding.
GAAAAUCUGAGAGGGGUCGAUUGAGCUGAAAAUUCGAAAAUUGUUCUAAAGCUGCAAAAUAAUGGAAGGUGGAAGUAACCUGCAUACCCCGGGUAAUUACCCUGGCGGGGAUCGUCAACAGUUUUGCGUUUCAUGGAACUCUCACCAAUCAAAUAUGCAUAGUGCAUUUCCAAAACUUUUAAGUUCUGAGCAAUUUGUUGAUGUUACUUUAGCCUGUGAUGGAGGCUCGAUAAAGUGUCACAAGGUGGUAUUGUCCGCAUGUAGCGAUUAUCUGGAACGUUUGUUGUUAGAAAUACCUUGCACUCAUCCUAUUAUAUUUUUGAGAGAUAUGAGAAUGUGGGAACUUCAAGCUCUAGUAGAGUUUAUGUAUCGCGGAGAAGUAUAUGUGGAGCAACAGCAGCUCGCUAAGUUAAUGCAAGCUGCUGAAGUUUUGCAGGUUCGUGGUUUAUCUACUCAAGGAAAUGAUAGUUCUUCGAGUGAAAGUAAUUCACAACAAUGUGACUCUAAUGUCGCUGUUGCACCAUCUACGACGGUACAGCAAGAUGGAUCUGAUUAUAAAAGCGAGGAAACUCCAUCCGAUGAUGGAACUUCGAAUGCCAACUUUCUAGAGACUACAUCGAUUGCUGCGUCUAGUACGGCAAGCGCUCCAUCGCAUAGUACUACACCGGUUCCGCAGAAUCCCAAUUCAUCAAAUUUUAUGAAUAUGGAGCAUAGCGAGGCGUUACAGCAUUUGGAAAAAGCACUUAGCGCUUGCGAAGCGACUUUAACUGAGACUCAGGGGAUGGUUAAAAUGGAGCCAGAUGAGCAAUUUACCCAGCAGCAUGAUGUCAAGCCAUACUCUAUUAGUAUGGUACCGAGCAGCAAUUGUAAUCCUAGUAGCCCGUUUCCUGCAAUUGAAGGUUAUCAGAGACGACAAAGACGUUCGGAAGAAGAAUUGAAGCAAGCUUCGGAUAUGGUAGCACGUGGUAUGACAUUUCAAGUUGCUUCGGAAAAGUACAAAAUUCCGAUAAGUACGAUUCGAUUUUAUAUGGUUAGAAAAGGUAUAUUGCAAAGGCGAAAACGCGGUCGUGGUUCAAGUAAUCUUGGCAUGAAUAGUCAACCGGGAAGUCCUGCGAGCCCGCCAUAUCAUAUGAUGAACUAUCGUUUGCCAGAAAGCCUAAACUCCAGCCUACCGUAGUGCCGUACGAAAAGUAGCGGGUUUUUAGACUUGAGUUGAAUCGAACAAAUUUUUUAUUGCCACGUCGGAGCUGUUCCAGACUGUCAUUCUUCCCAUCUUUAUUGACUCACACUGAGUUAUCCGUUUCUCGUUUAAAUAUUCACGACUCGCGCUUACGCAUGUCCAGCGCGAGUGCGUUUUCGUCGAAUUACUCGUUAUUCUAUACACAUUUAUUGCAUUUACAGAAGAUAGUAAUUUAAUAGAAAAUAAUUGACAAUGUGUACGUAUCGUACAUGAUAGGCAUGAUUUUAGUCUCGAACAGCUCGGCUCCGUGUACAUAAGCACCAUGCGCGAAUUUUCGAACGUAGCAUCGAAAUGAAAGAGACGUGAGAGAGGGGGAGAGAGUGAGAGAG